Messenger RNA from Sus scrofa (pig), 1237 nucleotides. It is a transcript of the gene CCDC70, whose product is annotated as coiled-coil domain containing 70. Lineage: Eukaryota; Metazoa; Chordata; Mammalia; Artiodactyla; Suidae. The record is from RefSeq and is a predicted model, not a curated record.
GUCAUGCUCUCUCUGGCGCCCCACAGGGUUGGACCAGCCGACCUGCAGGCGGCCCGCAGCCCUGUCCUCCAGCGCAGCCUCCCGCCACCCUGGCCGGUCAGGACCAUGUUUCCCUUCAAGGUGAGCAAAUGGAUGGGGCUUGCCUGCUUCCGCUCCCUGGCGGCGUCCUCGUCCAGCCUUCGCCGGAAGAAACUGAUCCACAAGCUGCAGGAAGAAAAGGCGUUUCGGGAAGAGAUGAAACACUUCCGUGAGAAAAUCGAAGACUUCAGGGAAGAGAUGUGGACUUUCCGAGGCAAGAUCUGCACUUUCAGGGGCCAGAUCUUGGGCUUUUGGGAAGAGGAGAGAACUUUCUGGGAAGAGGAGAAAACCUUCUGGAAAGAGGAAAGAGCCUUCUGGGAAAUGGAGAAAUCGUUCCGAGAAGAAGAGAAAGCCUUUUGGAAAAAGUACCGAAUCUUCUGGAAGGAAGAUAAGGCCUUCUGGAAAGAGGACAACGCCUUAUGGGAACGAGACCGCAACCUUCUUCAGGAGGACAAGGCCCUGUGGGAGGAAGAAAGGGCCCUGUGGGUCGAGGAGAGGGCCCUUCUGGAGGAGGAGAAGGCGCUCUGGGAGGAUAAAAAGUCCCUCUGGGAGGAAGAGAACGCGCUCUGGCAGGAGGAGAAGGCCUUCUGGGUGGAGGGCGGCGGCCAAGUUGCCGAGGAGCAGAUGCUGGAAGGUGGCCACCACGGAGGCCGCCGGUCGCCAGCCUUCCCCCGGCGCAGGGCGUGAGCGCAGGAGCCGAAGGGCCGCGGGGUCCACGCACCGCUGGAUCGGGACUCGCCUCCCGGGUCACUCCGUGUGCCCAGGAGAAUAUGCUCUUAUUUGACUCCUGCCUUCAAAAGAUCUAAUAAAGUCCUGAGGAGCGGUUUGCAAAGCCAGCAUCUUUAAGGAGGGCCAGCUGCAUUUCCCCCCAGGUUGAGUGAUUCUCCGAGGUCGUAAUCCCACCCUCCAGGCUGUAUUGCGGUCUGCAGGGCUUGGUCCGGCAUGUGUGGGCGGGUGUUGGCGGGAGACCCUGGGCUCUCUUGAAAAGGGUCCGAAAGGGGGUGGGGGUGAGGGUGGGGAGGCUCAGACUCUGCCAGCCAGAGCCCUCUCUGCCUGUCAGGCUGUGGGCAAUCCUUUCCCCUCCACUGGGCAGUCUGGAAGGUCUGGAGGGGGUUGACAGCUUUCCAGAAAAGGCUGCAGUGCUGCUAACAAUUCAUCU